GGAUGCUGUUCAUUUGAGUGAGACAUAAAUUAUUGACAACAUGGCAGGAGGGACUGGUGUUAACACAGUUAAAAGGCGUGUUGCCCUGCUGGAGUCGAUGUGCUCCAUGAGCGACGACUAUGCGGAAGACGACCAGAAAGUCAAGUUUGAAAUGAUCCCAGAUAAAUUUCACAGCCUCAAGGACGUUUCCGACGCCAUAAAAAACGUCGGCGUUAAGGAAUGCAGCCUGAUAUUUGGUAUCGAUUACACGAUGAGCAACCAAAUGCAGGGAAAGAAGACGUACGAUGGCCUGUCCCUCCACGACAUCCAGCCGUCCAGGUCCAAUCCUUACCAGGAGGUAAUCUGUAUUCUCGGAGAAACUCUUGAACCUUUUGAUGAUGACGGGAUCAUUCCGGCGUACGGCUUUGGGGACAGGACAGUUAAAGACAAGAGUGUAUUUCCGAUCAAAAAGAACGGUGACUGUGACGGUUUUAUGGAGGUCUUAAAGCAAUACACAGAUGUGACACCCACAAUCAAGCUUGGAGGUCCGACCAACUUUGCCCCCAUCAUACGGCAGGCUGUGGAUAUCGUCAAGGAAAAACGACAGUACCAUAUUUUGGUGAUAGUCGCAGACGGCCAGGUGACAAACGAAGAGGAGACCAUCAAGGCAAUAGUUGAGGCAUCCGAGUUCCCACUCUCAAUCGUCGUCAUUGGUGUAGGGGACGGACCGUGGGACAUGAUGAAGGACUUUGAUGACAACCUCCCGGAGCGAAAGUUUGACAAUUUCCAGUUUGUGGGGUUUCACCAGGCGAAGCAAGGCGUGCGGAACCCCGAUGUGGCAGUGGCGCUUGCCGCCCUAAUGGAAAUCCCCGACCAGUACAUGUGCAUUAAGAAGCUGCGUUUAAUGGAAAAACUAUUGUGAAAUCAUAGCCUGUGAAUAUUUUUGGAAAAUAUGUCGCAACCAUGUCUCCUGAAGAAAAAUUUAUAUUUAAAGUCCAUUAAGUUUGGUGAUGUAAACUUUAUUUAUAUGUGUAUCCAAACGACUUCUCUCAAUCCAUUUGACAUUUUAAUCCCAAGAAUGAUAAAAAUAUUGAUUGCAAUUACAAAAUGCAACAUAACCGGAAGUUUAAUCUUAAUUUAGCGCACACAACGUCAUUGCGAAAUGUAUAUCACUUGACUUUCUAAUAAUAACCAACCACGCGUUUUUGAAAAAAAAUGCGUUGCUACCGCGGGCGAGAUUGCUUCAUCGCGGAAAAUCGUUGGCUAAUUUCCGAGUUAGCCAACGCGUACCGCGUAUCGCUGCGAAUAGGCGUAUUACGAUAUGCAGGUUUUUAAACAUGCAAAGAUGGUACAAAUAGAAGAUUUACAUGUGAAUUGAAGCUGACAAUAGCGUCUGAAUACUUUCUCAGCUGCAUUCUAGCAUUAAUUUCAGGGGUCAAACUAUAUUUUGAGUGCGAAUCAAGAUCUGUGGAUUACGGGUCGAGUUUGUAUCAGUUUAGUUAACCUGACAUAUGUAUAUGAUGGGAAAAAAUGGAAAAGCUUUCAGACAAUUGACAGCUACCGUAAUUACCGUUAGUUAACAGUUUGAAACGACGCGUAUCGCGGUGACUCGAGGGGUUGGAAAUUAUAGCUAUGAACGCGGUGGACACUAUGCUUCAAUCGCAGCGUAAAGUUAUAAUUAGAUUAAAAAGAUAACAUCCGUGGCAAAGAACAUCGCGGCGAUGUACGAAAUAUACAAAAAACACGUGGUUGGUAUGGUUCUAUGAUGCCUUAAUAUUUUUUAUUUGCAUUUUUUAACUCAGAAUCUUGGUUUAAAUAAAAAAACACACAAACUAA
Messenger RNA from Mya arenaria, 1815 nucleotides. Its product is annotated as copine family protein 1-like. NCBI's taxonomy places the organism in Eukaryota, Metazoa, Mollusca, Bivalvia, Myida, Myidae. The transcript is spliced from 7 exons. The coding region runs from base 41 to 901 and encodes 286 amino acids. The record is from RefSeq and is a predicted model, not a curated record.